AUGCGCCCAACGCUGGGCCACCCUCGCUCGGUCUCCUCUGUGCCCGGCGCCUUCCCACCACCCACCACCACCGCCUGGCUGCAGCCGCUCUUCCUCCGCGGGGACUCCUUCUGCGGCCGGAGAGGCUCGGGCGAUGGUAAUACCAGGACCAGCACUAGCCGCGGGGAAGGCGGCAGCAGACACAGCGGGGGCGGCGGCUCCCCGAGCAGCAGCACGGGCGCCGAUCGCGAGGACGGCGAUGAAAGCCUGAGUGUCAGCAAGCUGCUGGUGCCCAACGCAGCACUCCCGGGGCUGCCGGUGCAGGGGGGCGCCCCUGCCGGCUCCGCGCCCGCCGCCUUCUUCUCCUUUGCCGACACCUCGUCCUCCAGCUCCAUGCCCACCUCCUCCUGCAGCAUGACCGCCGCUGACUUCGGCGGGGGCGCCGCGACCGGAUCCGUCAAGGGCCCUGGGAGCCUCUCAGCAGGGGAAGCACGCGGCGGCGGGGCGGGCAGCGGUGCCUCCUGCUGUUCGUGUUGCUGCUGCUGUGCCCCCCGUCCCGGGUGCCUCUGGGGCUACCAGGCACUGUCCCUGGUGCUGCUGCUGGUGCAGGGCAGCCUACUGGACCUGUACUUCAUCGCCAUCACCGACCUGAACUGGUGCUCCUGGAUCGCCACGGCCCUGGUGGUGGUGGUGGGCUGGGCCAUCUUCUUCGCCAAGAACAGCCGGGGACGUUGGGGUGGUGCGCACCACCCACGCUACCCGCACCACCACCAUGCUGCACUGCCCCUAAACCUGCCCGCCCCCUUGACCACCUCCAUUGGGGCCAAGGUGUGCAGAUUCCCGGGGGCGGCCAUGGCAGCGGGCGAGUUUGCCUUCACCUACCUGGCCUGGCUUAUCUAUUCCAUAGCCUUCACACCCAAGGUGGUGCUGAUCCUGGGCACGUCCAUGCUAGACCUCAUGGAGCUGAGUGUGCCCUUUGGCAUCACGGGCUUCCGCCUCACCAUAGCGCUGUCUGUGCCCCUGCUCUACAGCCUGGCGCGGGUCAUCAGUGAGGUGGGCACACCCUGUGGCUCAGCCAGACCACUGCCGCUGCAGCCCCAGCAGCACUGCACAGCCAGGUGCUUCCUGGGCACGUGCCUGGACCUGGUCGACAGCUUCACGUUGCUGGAGCUGAUGCUGGAGGGCCCCGCGCAGCUGCGCAUACACCUGUGCCACCUGCUCAUCACCGUCUACUUCCUCACCCUCACCUCACCGGUGCUAUGGCUCUAUGAGCUUAACGCUGCCACCAAGGUGGCGGUGGCAUCCAGGGGCCAGGCCUAGCCCAGCAGCUGCUGCCGCCUUCUGUGCCUCCUGGGCAGCUGCCUGGUGGACGUGCCCUUGCUGGUGUUGUGCUGCCUGCUGGUGGUCAGCUACCAGAAGCCCCUCUACAUCUUCAUGCUCAAGAACUUCUUCUUCCUUGGCUGCCGCUGCCUGGAGGUGCUGAAGGGCUGCUGGGACAGGGACAGUCGGUCCUUCCCGAGUCGGGCCAGAGGGGGCUAUGGUGCUCCACCCUCCACCCCUACAUGGCCUCCGCCACCACCUCAGGGAGGUUCCCAGCUGGGCCACUGCAUUUCGGAGAAUGACGAGGGUGCCCAUGGCUAUGUCAACACCCUGGCUGUGAUCUCCCAGAAUUGA
Callithrix jacchus (white-tufted-ear marmoset) is the source of this 1653-nucleotide messenger RNA. Its product is annotated as transmembrane protein 121B-like. Lineage: Eukaryota; Metazoa; Chordata; Mammalia; Primates; Cebidae. The record is from RefSeq and is a predicted model, not a curated record.